AUGGAAAGCUCUCCGGUCUCCAUAGUGCCCGCAUCCUUAGAGCCCUCCCGACCGACUCUUCUGGAUGCAAAUCAACCAGAUGCUGAUGCCGUUGCAACCAAUGCCACAAAGCAAAACGAUGGGGAAGAGAGUGAUGAAGCUCAGACACAGGCCGACUUUGAGGAGAGCGAACGUGAGGAGGCUGCCAUCCGUUCUAUUCUAGACCAGCAAAGCAUCAUACAGUUUCGCCAAUAUGCACAGGAACAGCAUCCAAAAGAACCAGAAAAGCAGGAGGAGUUGAUUGCCCAGAUGCAGGAGCAGUACUUCCAGUAUUACAUUGAGAACGUGCAACAGUCACAGGCCAUACACCAGCAGCGGCAGAUCGAACAGCUAAUCGACCUGCAAAAAGCUUCUCGAGCCGAGGCCGCUGCCAAUGGCAAGGAAUUGUCGCCGGAAGACGAGGAUGCCAUCGUUGAGGAUUUCUUCGCGCUCAUCAAAGCGGUAUACCCCCCCCAAGCCUUCCAGGACGACGCUUAUGCUCGACCUAGACGGAGAAACCCGACUAACGAGUAA
Messenger RNA from Dibothriocephalus latus, 552 nucleotides. The record is from the annotation of a GenBank genome assembly. Lineage: Eukaryota; Metazoa; Platyhelminthes; Cestoda; Diphyllobothriidea; Diphyllobothriidae.